Molecule: messenger RNA, 1619 nt
Organism: Pungitius pungitius (ninespine stickleback)
Lineage: Eukaryota; Metazoa; Chordata; Actinopteri; Perciformes; Gasterosteidae
Exons: 11
Coding region: 549-1484 (311 amino acids)
Source: RefSeq, a predicted model, not a curated record
AUGAAAUCUCACAUCGUCCACCGACUUUAAGCUCCUGAAUUACUCCAAUUCCAAUAUGUCCAAUUACGUUUUUGCGAAGUGCUGUAAAAAUAAUUUUAUAUUUGAACUAUAUGAACAUAUUUGCGUUAAAAAUUGUAUUUCCUUAAAGGACACACUUAACGGAUAGAUUUAAAAUAAUGUAGCAGUGCACAAAACUAACCUCUCUGUGUCAUGAGUUAAUAUCUUAUUUUAAAGAUUUCUGAGCACUAAAAUUGCAUCAAUGAUCAAAUGAGUGAAGAAACCACUACGCAGUAUAAUUGUGAAGUGAGAUGCAGGUUUAAGGGUUGCAGGACAAAAAUGGAACAACAGCAUGAGCACACUGUGAAGGUGAAAGCAUCAUCAUCAUCAUCAUCAUCAUCACCUCUAAAGUACUGUGGCCUAGAAACGGAUCUAAAAACACCGCAGGCUCGAACAGCUUUAGUGUUUCUGUGGUUUGUCGUGUGAUUAAUGCAGUUCUGCAAAGUGAGAACAUCAAAGUCCACGUAGUCAAGCGUCUUCCUCUGAGUCUGAUGGCGUUGGGCUUCAUCAUGGCUGGACGCCUGCUGUCAGUCAUCCUCGUGUAUUCCUGUGCCAAUAUUCAAACACAAGUUAUUGAUCCACCUAAACUCAUAAUGAGUUCAGCGGUGAUCACAGAGACGGGAACGGUCACGUUGGAAUGUCGGGCUCCAUCAUCUCCUCCUGUGAACCACUGUUAUUUUAUCUUUGUGAGCGUAAAACAUCCCAAAGGCUUCACUUGUCUGCAGACACUGACCGGGACUGAACUGUUGAAGAUGUCACAUCAGGGAGCUCCUGCUGAGGUCAAAGUGCAAUGUUUUUACACUGUGAUGUUUGGAGACGUGAACAAACCGUCUCCACACAGCAUCACGUCAUCCAUCACAAUCCAAAAAGUCGUCGAGUCGAUCACGACGCAGACCGAGCCGACACCUACUAGGACCACAGGUAGGACCACAGGUAGGACCACAGGUAGGACCACAGGUAGGACCACAGGUAGGACCUGCGUGGAAGUAGAAAUCCACAUUUCCACAAAUUCCUCUUUUAAAGAUACAAAAUAUUUCUAUACAGCAGGUCUCCGUGCUUCCACACCUGAAACUCCUCAAGAGCAAACAUCAGAUCGAACCUUUGGACCAAGCCACCCUGGUAGCUUUAGUUCUCCUCCCCCCACACCAGAGGAACCAACACCAGCGACCCAGAUCUGGAAGUGGAUGAUUGUGUCUUGUUUGGGAGGUUUUUUCUUACUGGUACCGACCCUUCUAUGUACCAGAAGAACAUCGGAAAUAUGUUCUUACAAGAGGUCACAAGCUGAUGCUACUGGUUCUGAGGACCUGGAGGAGCAAACACCAACAAGUGAGAAGCAGGCUGAAUAUCAUCUGUACUCCUUUAUCUCUGAGGAGCCACCUGCACCAGCCCAGGAGGACAUGGUGUACAGCUCCCUGCAGCCACACUGAAACACAUUGAAACGGCCUCACUGAUGAUGCCAGAGGUCACCUGCUGACGGUCACCUGCUGACGGUCACCUGCUGACGGUCGCUGCGACCAGAGGCAGCAGCGCGGCAGUCAGAGGACUGGAGAGGCGUGGUGCUG